Lentinula edodes (shiitake mushroom) is the source of this 680-nucleotide messenger RNA. Its product is annotated as transport protein particle complex subunit. The transcript is spliced from 4 exons. The record is from RefSeq and is a predicted model, not a curated record. Bases 32 to 658 code for a protein of 208 amino acids. Gene Ontology annotation, cellular component: TRAPP complex; cis-Golgi network membrane; cytosol. Lineage: Eukaryota; Fungi; Basidiomycota; Agaricomycetes; Agaricales; Omphalotaceae. Gene Ontology annotation, biological process: intra-Golgi vesicle-mediated transport; endoplasmic reticulum to Golgi vesicle-mediated transport.
CCAAAUCAUCGCGCUCUUCCAUACCACGAAGAUGGCAACAUCAAGCAAGCAGUAUCUUACCCGCGGCGAAGAGCUAUGGAAAGGGAGAUCAGAGAAAGUUAAUGCAGAAUUAUUUGCCUUGACUUAUGGAGCUCUGGUAGUACAACUAAUCCAAGACUACGAGGAUUAUGCAGAAGUUAACAAACAACUGGAGAAGAUGGGAUACAAUAUUGGAACACGAUUAAUCGAAGACUUUUUGGCCAAGAGUAAUCUAGGAAGAUGUUCUGAUUUCAGAGAAGUUGGUGAAGUGGUCGCAAAGGUUGGCUUCAAAUCAUUUCUCAAUAUUUCGCCGUCCAUUACACACCAAGCACCACCCGUACCAACUUCACCUACCCGGCCAACGAGUACUGCCCAGGCUAACAGCGCUGGGUCAUCAUUUUCACUAAUAUUCGACGAGAAUCCGUUGGCGGAAUUCGUGGAAUUACCCGAGGAUGCUCUCGAGGGGGGUUUGUGGUUCAGUAACGUUCUUUGUGGGGUGAUCAGAGGUGCACUCGAGAUGGUCCAGAUGCAGGUGUCCGCAGAGUUCAUAUCAGAUGUUCUACGAGGAGACGAGACGACGGAGAUGAGAGUAAAACUGAUCAAGCAUUUGGAGGAAGAAGUGCCAAUUGGAGACGACUAAAUUCACUCAGUCUAGAAAUGAU